Vicugna pacos (alpaca) is the source of this 4088-nucleotide messenger RNA. RefSeq names its product BPI fold containing family C (gene BPIFC). Gene Ontology annotation, molecular function: lipid binding. The record is from RefSeq and is a predicted model, not a curated record. Lineage: Eukaryota; Metazoa; Chordata; Mammalia; Artiodactyla; Camelidae.
CGCGGGGCGCGGGUAUCGCCGCUCUGCCGCCGAUGACUGUGUGCGCCUCUUUACAGUUGUGCAUGGAGAGCGUUAGGGUUGGAAGGGGUGCUGCAGACCGUACUGCUCGCCACUCCGCAAAGCCCUGGUGUGCCUGGUUCUUAACCCAUUUCCUUGUGGCGCCCAGCUCCUGCACCAUCCGCUCUGAGAAACCAAGCCCAUGCUCUGGUAGUUUCCCCCUGUUAGAGCAAAAUUAAAACAGCUUGUAGUCAGUAAUCUGUGUCGGAGAGUAUAUUAGUAAUUUCUCGCUGCAAAACAGCCACCUCAGAGCUGAACAGAUUAAGACAACAAACAUUUAUGGUCCCACAAGUGCCAUAGGUCGGGGAAUUGGGCACGGCUUGGUCUCGUGAGAUUUAACUCAGUUGGUCAAGGCUGCAGUUACCUGAAAUCUUGACUCGAGCCAGACGAUCUAACUCACAUGACUGCUGGCAGGAAGCCUCAGUUUUUACUGCAUGGACUUCCCCAUGGGGCCACUUGAGUGUCCCAAUGUCAUGGAAUCUCGCUUCCCUCAGAGCAAGUAAUCCCAGAGACACCAAGGCAGAAGCACAAUGUCUUUAAUGAUCUAGCCUCAGAAGUCACAUACCAUCACUUCAGUUGUGGUCUACUGAUCACAAAACUCUUCAUUGUGGUAGAAUCAACCCAAAAGCAUGAGUACCAAUGGACAGGGACCAUUGGGGGCCGGGAGGAGACUGGCUACCACAGAGGGUCUGGCGAUAAUGAUAAUGAUAACUUAGAUGAGAAAGAGUAUCAUCAAGUUUCAUCUUGCAUAAUAGCCAUUUUCCAAAUCAUUAUAAAAGAGUUGAUUAACGUUCCUCCCAAUAGGUGGCAGUGCUUGUCCAUAGUCUGACCUUCGUUAAAUAAACAUUAUUCAUUAAAUAAACAUCAGCUUUGCGCCAGAUAUUAUCCUAAGUGCUGAAAAGCCAUGUUCCUACCUGUGUAGUGCGUACAGAGUAUAAGCACUGGGAUGGAGGAAGUAAUCCAACCACAGGAGUGUAGGAGGGUACUGGAAGAGGACCAGAGCAUCUCCAAAACACAGCCAAGAUUUAAGCAGCUGAGUUCAAGGCUCAAGUGGAGAACACAUCGACUUCAAAGGCAGAGGGAAUCGAAGGUGCUCCCCAGCUUUGGACGCUUCCUCUGCUUGAGAUGCAUACAAAGAUGGUCCAAGUCCUCUGGGGUUGUCUCCUCCUGUGCAAUCUCUACAUCUCAUCCGCAAAGACCAUUUACCCUGGAAUCAAGGCAAGGGCUACUAAGCGAGCUCUGGACUAUGGUGUUCAAGCUGGUAUGGAAAUAAUUGAGAAAAUGGUCAAGGAAAGAAAUAUCUCAGAUUUAAAAGGUUCUGAAUCUCUUGAAUUUCUGAAGAUUGAUUAUGUGAACUACAAUUUUACAAAUAUAAAAAUCACUGCCUUUUCAUUUCCAAAUACUUCACUAGCCUUUGUGCCUGGGGUGGGAAUCAGGGCACUGACCAACCACGGCACUGCCAACAUCAGCACAGACUGGGAUAUCAAGUCUCCACUUUUCCAAGACACAGGAGGAGCUGACCUGUUUCUCUCUGAGGUCUACUUCACCGGUAUCCUUAUCCUGUCUCGGAAUAGCUUUGGUCACCCAGUCCUGAAGCUCCAAGACUGCUAUGCCCAAGUGAGCCACGCUGACGUCUCAUUUUCUGGAGAGUUCAGUGUCCUGUAUAACUCCUUUGCUGAGCCCAUGGAGAAACCCAUUUUAAAGAACUUAAAUGAAAUGCUCUGUCCCAUCAUCAUACAUGAGGUGGAGGCACUGAAUGCCAACCUCAGCAUGCUGAAGGUUUUAACCAAGAUUGACAACUACACUCUGCUGGAUUAUUCCCUAAUCAGUUCUCCAGAAAUUACUGAGAAUUACAUUGAACUGAACUUGAAGGGCGUAUUCUACCCACAGGAAAACCUCGCAGAUCCCCCCUUCCCAUCAGUUCCUUUUGUGCUCCCAGAGCGCAGUGACUCUAUGCUCUACAUUGGAAUCUCCAAGUAUUUCUUUAAAUCUGCAUCCUAUGCUUAUUUUACAGCGGGGGCUUUCAGUGUCACUCUCACCACGAAAGAGAUUUCCAACCAUUUGAUUCAAAACUCUCAAGGUCUUGGCAAUGUGCUUUCCCGGAUUGCAGAGCUCUACAUCUUGUCCCAGCCCUUCAUGGUACGGGUCAUGGCAACAGAGCCUCCUGUGAUCAAUUUACUACCAGGUAACUUCACCCUAGACAUCCCUGCCUCCAUCAUGAUACUCACCCAAUCCAAGAACUCGACUGCUGAAACCAUCGUUUCCAUGGACUUUGUUGCUAGUACCAGUGUUGGCCUGGUUAUUUUGGGACAAAGACUGAUCUGCUCUUUAUCUCUGAACAGAUUCCGCCUCUCUUUGCCAGAGUCCAAUCGCAGCAAUAUUGAGGUCUUGAGGUUUGAGAAUAUUCUGUCCUCCAUUCUCCACUUUGGUGUCCUCCCCCUGGCCAACGCAAAAUUGCAGCAAGGACUUCCUCUGCCCAAACCACACAAAAUCUCACUCGUCAAUUCAGAUAUUGAAGUUCUUGAGGAUUUCCUUUUGAUUUCUACCGACCUGAAGUAUGAAACGUCCUUAAAGCAGCAGCCAAGUUUCCAUGGUUGGGAAGGUCUGAACCUGAUGAGUGGACGGUGGAGGGGAAAGCCAGCCCCUUGAUUGUUUGUUUGGAGUCUACUCCAGGAAGUAAAAAGCCCUUAAUCCCACAGCUCCUGUCAACCCAGAGCGGGAAAACAGUACACACUGGAGUUGUAAAGCCCCUGUGAACUGCUGAAAGUUUUCUGUUUUCAAGCCCUCAGGGACAAAGAGGGUGGCAAACUGGGUGAAAGAGCUAAAUUGGGAUGUGUGUGUGUGUGUGUGUGUGUGUCCCCAUCUGUGUGGAGAGUGAACACAUAUUUGAAUGUGUGUUCAUGUUUGAGGGCAUGUUGUAUAUUCCUGUGUCUAUAAGAUUCUGGGGCCAAGAGUGAGGCAUAUACUUCCAAGGAGGUACAUGAGAAACUCUGAAGUACAGGUUUGUUAUCGGUUGUUAUCAGUGGAGAUUCCUUCAGCCCUUUCAGCUCUCUAGGGUUCCCCUCUCCCUGCAUAUUGGAUUUUAUCUUUUAUAUUUACUGUUACUAUCCCAUGUAUUUAAAAUUGUUUUCUAUCAAUGUCAGCUUUGUCUUUUUAUUUGCAAAAUUUCCUGCCCCUGAUUUUUUUAAUAAAAUAAGAUAGGGGAAAAGGAAGAGAAUUUAAUCUCCUUAAUGUUAACACAAAUUGAGGUUGUACAGAUUUCUAGGAUUAAUUUAAAAAGGGAAUAUGUUAUCUCUCAAGAUGGUUCCAGUGAAACAGGAUGAUCCCAGGAAACUCUGGAAGUUGUAUUACUUCUUUAAGUUUUAGGCUGUUUUCCAUCCCAAAUUAAGUGAAAUGGCAGUGCAGAAUACUAAACAUAGAUAAUUCAGAGUUGAUUAAUGUUGUUAGAGCACCUAAUCAAUGGGACAAAAUUGGGACAGAAGAGAUAGAAAGGGGAACCGGUAUGGAUAAUGUAAGAAAUGAACAGAAACCACAAACUUUGCUUUGUGACUGACACUGACAAUCCAGUGGGUGAGUGGAAGAGCUGUUUACUGGAGGGCUUACCAAGUCCUAUGCUGAUUACUUCCCAAGGGUCAUUUCACUGAAUCCUCACAGCCACUCUGUGGAGAAUUAUGAUCCCACUUCAUAGAAGAGGAAACAAAGAUUAAAAGAGAUGAAUCACACAAAGCUGGUAAACAGCAGAGGUACAAAUUCAAUUCAAGCCUUUCUGAUCCCAAAGUCAUUGUUCUUCACAUGAGGCAGAACCUGAGAGCAGUUAAAGCUCACUCAUUACUGUGAAGAAAAGACACUGCAUAUAAAAGCGCGAUCAUGGAGUACUUAGUCAUCAAAGAGGGCUAACCUGGGAAGCCCUGACUAUCUAUAGGGACUGCGAUUUACUUAUCUUUGUAUUGCUCACCUGGCCAUAAUAGAUGCCCCUAUCUGUUACGUGUUAGUGGAAUAAAUGAUAAACUGUCACGUCUCAUUCUCUGGAA